CUCGAAGGAGAGAGAGAUUGAGAAAGAGGAGGAGGAGGAGGAGGAGGGAGGAAGAAGGCGGUGGCCAGGAUGGUGUCCGCGUGGGGGCUGCUGCUGCUGGGCUUGUCCCUGGUGUCGUGGGGCCCGGUCCCCUCGGGGGCCUCCGUCCACGAAGAGGGAAGCGUCCGUCCAACCGUCUCCACCCGCCUGGGGCGCCUGCGGGGGACACUGCUGAGCGUGGAGGGUGCCCCCGCCCCCGUCAAGGCCUUCCUGGGGGUCCCUUUCGCCAAGCCCCCCCUGGGCGCCCUCCGCUUCGCCCCGCCUGAGCCGCCCGAGCCUUGGUCCCACCUGAGAGAGGCCGCCUCCCAGCCCCCCAUGUGCCUCCAGGACCUGAGCUGGAUGCCAGGGAUGAUCCAAACGCUGAAUGUGAUGCCGCCCAAUGUGUCUGCCUCUGAGGACUGCCUCUACCUCAACGUCUUCACGCCGGACACAGAGGCCAAAUUGCCGGUGCUGGUCUGGAUCCAUGGCGGGGCCCUGCUUGUGGGGUCCGCCUCCUUGUAUGACGCACCUGCCCUCUCUGCCUUCGAGAACGUGGUGGUGGUGGUCCUUCAGUACCGGUUGGGAAUCCCGGGCUUCUUCAGCACCGGGUCCAAGGAGGCGCCUGGCAACUGGGGCUUGCUGGACCAGGUGGCAGCCCUCAGGUGGGUCCAGGAGAACAUCGAGGCCUUCGGAGGAGACCCCACUUCGGUGACCAUCAUGGGAGAGUCGGCCGGAGGGUUCAGCGUGGGGGUCCAGAUUUUGUCCCCGUUGUCCAAGGGCCUCUUUCACAAAGCCAUCUCAGAAAGCGGAGUCUCUCUCCUGUCCGGCAUUUUUGUGAAGAGCCCUGGAGACAUGGUCCAGAUGGUUGCCAAUGUCUCUGGCUGCGAGAACAGCAGUCCAGCUGCCCUGGUGCGUUGCUUGAGGAGCAAAACGGAGGAGGAACUGGCUGCCCUGAACAUCCAGCUGUGCCAGGUUCUUGGAAUGGUCCCUGCUGUGGUUGAUGGGGAGUUCCUUCCAAAGGCACCGGAGGAGAUGCUGGCUGAGAAGGAGUUUAGCAAUGUUCCAUAUGUGAUCGGCAUGAAUAACCAAGAAUAUGGCUGGGUUAUCGCUCAGUCACCUAUCUUACCUUCCCUCACGGAAGGCAUGGACCGGCAGGCGGUGGCAGCUGCCUUCCAGGAAUCGGCCCCCAUCCUGAAGCUACGGCUAGAGGUCACGCAGAGGGCCCUGGAGGAGUAUUUGGGGGAGACGGAAGACCCGCAGGAACUACGGGCUCAGUUUCAGGAUUUCAUGGGGGACGUCAUGUUUCUCCUUCCUUCUGUUCGGGCAGCUAGAGCUCAUAGAGACUCUGGUGCCCCCGUCUACUUUUACGAAUUCCAGCAUCGCCCUUCCAUCUUCAGAGACACAAAGCCGGCUUUUGUCAAGGCCGACCACGGAGAUGAAGUCGCCUUUGUGUUGGGAACGCCGUUCUUAAGCAGCAAGGAUUCCCCGCUUGGGGAAUACACGGAGGAGGAGAAGCGGCUCAGCAAGACGGUGAUGAGAUACUGGGCGAACUUUGCCCGCAGCGGGAACCCAAACGGCCACGGGCUGGUGGAGUGGCCCCAGUACGACCAGAAGGAGGGCUACCUGGAACUGGGCCUGGAGCCAAGAGGAGCCCAGAGGCUAAAGCAGAACAGAGUCCACUUCUGGCUGAAGACCCUGCCUGAGCAGAUGCGGGGGGAGACGGCGGAGGGGAAAACACAUCAAGAGCUGUAGGGAAGGGAGGGGUGGCCACGGAGGAGCACCUCCAGGGAGGAGGCAGCAGCUUCAGGAGCAGAGCAGUUGAGUUGCCUCUCCGUCUCACAAAAACAGAGCCUGGUGAACGUCAUGGGGAAAUCAUUGGCAAUGAGUUGGGUGAGGAGGAGUCCUGGGGACACAGGGAAGGGCUGGGGCCUCCUGGGGAUUAGUCAGAAAUCCCUUCCAUUGAUUGAGAAGAUUGGUCAGGCAGCACAUACUCAUGCGGCAUGUAUUUCAAAGCUUAUGGACACAUUUCCAUUUCAGGGAGGCAUCUCCCCGUUGGUUCUGCUGCCUAAGAAGGCUGUGGAGAUGCUUCCCUCUCUGUGCCUUCUUCUGGGUCAUGGCUCCUCGCCCAAGCAACAAACCCACAGGCACCUAGGAUGUUUACCAGCCUCUGCCCUUUGUUCUGGGGAGGGGCCGCCAGUGGGGCUCCUGGGGGGGGGGGGAGUCCACUCUGAAAGGGAGCAGGGCCUCUCUCCUGGAAGGGCUGGCCUCAGGGAUCUCUCCAUUGUUUUGUUGGAUUGUGCACAGGGUUCCUUUCAUGAAGGCAUGUUUGUACUCGUAAAAUAAACACCGUUCCUCUGUGACGGCAGAAAAG
This is a messenger RNA of Anolis carolinensis (green anole), 2389 nucleotides long. Its product is annotated as cocaine esterase. The record is from RefSeq and is a predicted model, not a curated record. Bases 70 to 1770 code for a protein of 566 amino acids. The transcript has 13 exons. NCBI's taxonomy places the organism in Eukaryota, Metazoa, Chordata, Lepidosauria, Squamata, Anolidae.